AACCCCAAAGGGUACACAAUUCGGUUUAACCCGCCAAACUCCCCCACCCUACCCAAACCCUCACCCUACCCCCUCCCCCUCACCCCCACCCCCACCCCUCAUCUCCGUCGUGGCUAUAGAAGGCACACCACCGCACUCAGCCGCCGGUGUUAUUGACGAACUAACGGCAACUAAGUUGAAAGUCUGGAGAGGUUCUUUGUAAUGAACAUCUUAUUUAAUGCGUGUUCCACCGCUUUAUUUGCAAGGACGACGACUGGCGGUAUUGCUGCGAGAUGUGUCACUAGUGGAGUUGUUUGUUCAUUGUUGAGAAGAAGAAUUAGUGCAGGAAAUGGAUUGCUUUUGACAAGGUUUCGUGUUAGUUGUUGUUACUCGACUCGAAAAGGCGCUGGUGGUGGUAAGUCUAAGAGAAAGAGUUCGGAUUCUAAGUCGGAGAAAAUGUUGGGAGAAGAGAAGAAUGCUUUCUUUGUGGUCCGAAAAGGUGAUCUUGUUGGUGUGUACAAGAAUUUGAAUGAUUGUCAGGCGCAAGUUGGAUCCUCGGUAUGCGAUCCACCUGUCAGUGUGUAUAAAGGCUAUACCAUGCCCAAGGAAGCUGAAGAAUAUAUGAUUUCUUGUGGGCUUAAGAAUGCACUUUAUUCCAUCAAAGCUGCAGAUCUAACGGAAGAGCUAUUCGGAAAUCUUGUGGCGUGUCCUUACCAGCAACCGCAUUUUGCGUUAGGAGAACCGUCUAGUGAUCAUAUGUCCAAAAGACGAUUUCAGGAAGUUUUGGGAUCCCAAACUGGGGAAGGCUUUGGAUUGGCAUCUAUGUCAAGUGAUCCUGCACGGAAGCAUGUUAAGUUAGAAAAUCUUGCAGCUCAAUCUCUAACAACUAAUCGUACUUGCAUUCUUGAGUUUGAUGGCGCGUCUAAAGGAAAUCCCGGACAAGCUGGAGCAGGAGCGGUUUUACGAACCGAGGAUGGAAAUUUGGUUUGUAGAUUGCGUGAAGGUUUGGGUAUAACAACUAAUAAUGUUGCUGAAUAUCGAGCUAUGAUUCUAGGGUUGAGAUAUGCUCUUAGCAAAGGUUUUACAAGUAUACGAGUUUUGGGCGAUUCCAAACUCGUUUGCAUGCAGGUUCAAGGUCUAUGGAAGGUGAAAAAUCAGAACAUUAGCAAGUUGUAUGAAGAAGCAAAGAAAUUGAAGGAAAAAUUUGUCGGUUUCCAGAUUGAUCAUGUUUUAAGGGACUUGAACUCUGAUGCUGAUACUCAAGCAAACUUAGCUGUGGAUCUUGCAGUCGGUCAAAUUCAAGAAGUCGACUCAUAAGCAGACAAGACAAAACGAAGCAGCCAAGAGUACAUUUCCAUGACACAUUUACCCUUACAAUCAAGAAAUUUACGCGAGGCGGGUCAUUAUUUUAAGAUUCAAAAAGUGUUUUUCUAACUUAGCUUCCAUUUAUACCGCUUUUCAACUUUUGUGAUAUAUUUUGUUGGCAAGGGGUUUGAAUGAGACAGUUUUCCAUGGAUGCUGAAAUGUAUUUGUUAAAUCUGCUGAUAUUUGGGCUGUUGUAAGUUUGUUCCUUAGACUGUAGUUGUAUACCCAGAUUGCAAGUUGGAUUUGUUAAGUUUGCUGUC
Messenger RNA from Helianthus annuus (common sunflower), 1604 nucleotides. RefSeq lists its product as uncharacterized. Gene Ontology annotation, molecular function: nucleic acid binding; RNA-DNA hybrid ribonuclease activity. The transcript is spliced from 10 exons. The record is from RefSeq and is a predicted model, not a curated record. Bases 202 to 1296 code for a protein of 364 amino acids. Lineage: Eukaryota; Viridiplantae; Streptophyta; Magnoliopsida; Asterales; Asteraceae.